Drosophila virilis is the source of this 1895-nucleotide messenger RNA. RefSeq lists its product as uncharacterized. The record is from RefSeq and is a predicted model, not a curated record. NCBI's taxonomy places the organism in Eukaryota, Metazoa, Arthropoda, Insecta, Diptera, Drosophilidae.
CACUGUAAAAUCUAGCACAGUAAUCCGAUUUAGAAAAAUUUGGAGAUUGUAGUUAUUUUCCCAGGCCCAACAAAAACACCUGUACAUAUAUGUGUAUAUAUAUAUGUUAUGUAUUGUUUUAGUCCAAAUUCAUUGUUUGUAUCAUGUUGGGACUGCGACUGAUGCUGAGGCUAUUGACGAUAUUGCUGUUGGGUGAAGCUCUUGCAGAAACGGCAACAACAACAACAACAACAACAACAACAAAAAAGCCAGUUUUCGAGUUGCCGGAACGCUGUAAAUAUCUAAAGGACACAAAAGAGCUGAUGCACCUGAGAUGCAAAGGUAAUUUCCCGCUGGUGGCAUAUACCAAAUUCCGUGAUACCUUUAUGAAACAGACCGAUCGUAUGGCUCUUUUUAUGCCCAACUCCAUGGACUAUGUAAUGGUUGCACUCAAAGAAUCCGAACUGCAUGACUGUGAUAGCAUUCGGCUGAUCGAGGUCAAUGAGUAUAUAUGCUACCCAAAGGAUGGCGGCAAGCGAACCGUCAAACUGAGAUCGGCUCGAAUGUAUUGCUUUCCAUUUCAUAUACAACUGCCCGAUGAUCUGAUGCAUGAGUGCUUGGUCCAGAAGUUUCAAACCUCUGGGUCAACGUUGCAGGCCAGCGUGCUGAGGACCAAGCGCGGCAUCAUACACUACACGUUCGACAAUGAUUCAGCUGUUCAAUAUUUACUGCCCAAACAAAUUGCCAUAUUUUUAACAAUAUUGAUUCUAUCAAUGCUUCUAUAUUUCUAAAUUGAAAAUGCCAGGAUUCAAAUUCCGAUCGGUGAACGACUAGCGAUGAUUUACCAAGUAACGAAAGCGAAGCAACUAGUAAAAAAAACAGCGAGUAGAGUAACAACAAGAAAGAAGGAAACAAAGCAAAGGCUAUAAGCAGCGAUUAGUAAGUGGUGUCAGCCAAAGAGAUAUUGUAGUGAUUAAUCAGAAGCGAGUAGAAUGUUUAAGAGUUAGAAUCCGACAGAUUAUCCACUGAGAAGUAUGAGAAACAAGAAAAAGGAUCGAGUAAGGAACAGCAGGUCAGAAGCAACGAGUAACAUGUAAGAAAGCGAACUCAACGGCUUAGCAGAGAGUAAGAAAGAUUAACUGAUGAGUGGUGAUCAACGAGCAAGCAGUAGCAAGGAAUAAGAAACACCGAAUGAGAAAUAAUCAGCAAAGAGAAGCACAAUCAACGAAUUAAAGGCAGCAAGAACGCAGCAUUAAACAACAUGCAAUGUAUGACUGGCAACGAAAUGUGAGCAAUAUGUAAGGAGCGGCAAGUAACAAAUAGCAAACCAACAACGAGUCGAAAUUGAAGAAAACGAAGUGAAUUUCAACGAGCUGUGAGCAGCGAGAUGAUGCAGAUGCAGUAACUCUUGGGCAACGAAUCAGCAGUAACGAGUUGUAAGCAGCGAGAACGAAUACGCAGCAGCGAAUCGUUUCCACAAGCCAGUUGCCCUUCAGGAACUGCCAUCGUCGAUUUGUCUGAAGCGACGAUUUACAAAUAUCGAACUGUCAUCGGUUGAGUAUUGCCACCAACGUGCUACAUUACUCAAACCUAAAAUCUCUCUUCGUUAACCAAUUAACGGUCGUAAACUUUAAUACGCAUCUCGCAAAAUGAGAUCCAUUGUGUGGAGUCGGGCCAUAGAGAUUGAUCAGUCAAACCAAAAACCCAAGGAAUAAGCAUGAACAACAAAAAUUUACUUUAAAUUUUUCAACCGCUCCAGUCAUGCCAGUCUCAUGAGAUGAUGGGAGAUGAUGUUGUCUUAAAUCGAAUUUCUUUUUGUUCAGUAUUAUUUUUAUCCAUGCUCAUCUGCGUGUUCAACUGCAAUGUUAAAUAUUUAUUUUAUAAACAUUAAAAUUCAUUUCGUAGCCCUCGUUUUA